Messenger RNA from Amblyraja radiata (thorny skate), 2002 nucleotides. RefSeq names its product alpha-2Db adrenergic receptor-like. Gene Ontology annotation, cellular component: plasma membrane. Gene Ontology annotation, biological process: regulation of vasoconstriction; regulation of smooth muscle contraction; G protein-coupled receptor signaling pathway. Gene Ontology annotation, molecular function: alpha2-adrenergic receptor activity; epinephrine binding. The record is from RefSeq and is a predicted model, not a curated record. Lineage: Eukaryota; Metazoa; Chordata; Chondrichthyes; Rajiformes; Rajidae. The coding region runs from base 622 to 1884 and encodes 420 amino acids. The transcript has a single exon.
AGAGCUGGCUCUGAAGAUAUUUACCCUCGCUUGAUUAAAGCGGGCGCCAAAUGUUCGUGGUGUGGAUUUGUUCGGCUCUGUUCUUGGCUCAAAUCGGACGGGAUUAAACGAUAAAGAAACUUGCCGGUGUGAAUGCGGGCGCCUUUCACGGUGCGGUUGGACUUUGGGUGCGAGGCGGGACGUAGGGGCGGUGUUUCUGGUGGAGCGCCGGUUCACACGCCCAGCAUCCACGCUGGAACAGCCCAGAUUCUCUCUCAGCUCCCUGCACUGGUUGGCUUGACGGCUCCUUGACGUCAGGGUCUGGGAGCUUUGUAAAGGUUGAGUGAAAUACGCUUCAGAGAGUUCGCCCUGGGUGUUUGGGGGCACUCCGUGCACGGACACGCUCCUCGCAGCCGAGACACGGAAUAGAUACGGGCUCGGAGUUCACUGCUUCCACAGAGUUGGUUCUUCCGACCGAGUUUGAUUCAUUCGACCAAGAUGAUCAUUCUCGCCGCCGAUGGGACCGUGAAAAGGCGGCAGCGAGAGAUAAGUUGGCUCUAAGUUAGGGGUCGAUCGGUGAGACCCGACCGCAACUUUGGCCAGCAUCAAGCCCGCGCGUUUGGGGAUGAAUAUGUGAUCGCGAUGGAGCCUUGCGGUCAGUCCGACACGAACCGAUCCGAAGAGGCAAAUGGGACGGGGUCUCAGAGGUUGUCUCCUUACUACGCGCCGGCCGCCACCGCCCUGAUCAGCCUGAUGGUCACCUUCAUCAUUCUGCUCACCAUCGUGGGCAACAUCCUGGUGGUGGUGGCCGUCUUCACCAGCAGGGCUCUGCGGCCGCCUCAGAACCUUUUCCUGGUGUCCCUGGCCUCGGCUGAUAUCCUGGUGGCCGCCCUGGUCAUCCCCUUCUCCCUCGCCAACGAGGUGAUGGGCUAUUGGUACUUUGGGAGUGUUUGGUGCGGUAUCUACCUAGCCCUCGACGUGCUCUUUUGUACCUCUUCAAUUGUUCACCUGUGUGCUAUCAGUUUGGACCGAUACUGGUCGGUGACCCGCGCGGUAGAAUACAACUUGAAAAGGACACCCAGACGAAUUAAGUGCAUGAUCGCCAUAGUGUGGCUAAUAUCAGCAAUUAUUUCUUUCCCGCCUUUGGUUACCAUUGACACUAAUCGCAGCAGACAGGGAUGCUGCGAACUCAAUGAUGAUACCUGGUACAUCCUAUCGUCUUGCAUUGUGUCUUUCUUUGCCCCGUGUGUCAUCAUGCUCUUGGUCUACUUCCGAAUCUACAGGGUGGCCAAACAGAGGACGUCCGUGGUGUCGGUGGCUAAGAACGGCGUGGACAGGCGAGCUUCCCAAACGGAGACGUGUUUCGCGGCCAAGAGUAAGGUUGAGCCGGACAGUCCCAGCAGCCAGAGUUCGUGCAGCAACCAGAGGCAGGAGGAGCUGGAGGAUAUCGACUUGGAAGAGAGCUUCUCCUCCGAGACCAAGGCGAGGAACUCGCGGGGGUCCAACCCAAGGAAACUGCAAGCUCCCAGCUGUUGCCCCGCGGCGCAGCAUAACCGCUUGUCUUGGGCCAGCAACCGCGCAUCGCAGCUCUUCGAGCAACGAAAGCGGCCCGUUUCCAACCUGACCAAGAGCAAAGUAGCCCAGCUGCGGGAAAAGCGCUUCACCUUCGUGCUCGCCGUGGUGAUCGGGGUCUUUGUGGUGUGCUGGUUUCCGUUUUUCUUCACCUACAGCCUGAAGGCGAUCUGCAGAGAAAGCUGCUCCAUCCCCGACCAGCUCUUCAACGUUUUCUUCUGGAUCGGUUACUGCAACAGUUCUCUGAACCCAAUCAUCUACACAAUCUUCAACAGGGACUUCAGGAAGGCCUUCAAGAAAAUCAUUUGUAAAACGAACAAGCGUACUUUGUAAACUGUAUGUACAUCGGGUGUCUUGUCUCCACGUGUGCGUUCAUUCUUGUGUGAUAUCUUUAAACGUGAAAUAUUUAAACGUUUAAAGCCAAUGUAAAGAAAAAUAAAAGCCAUCAACA